UGCUAAAUCGUGGCUCAUUGCCAAGAGACAUAUCACAUUGCCAUCGUGGCUUUAUCGUAGGAUUCUCUCUGAGCUGAGAGCUUCGACCCCAUGGGGCAUCUCUGAUUCCCCUCUUUUACCCCAUGAUGCACUUCCUCUUGCAAGCGAGGCAAACAAAAACAGCACAACAUGUGUAUCGCCACCGAAGCUUCUCCGGUUCUGCUAUCUUUCUGCUGCCCAAGGAUAGCGACACUUCUCCGCGCGUGCAGUGUGGCUUGAGGCCCUUCUACGACUGGUAUACAAGAUAUCUUGAUAGGCUUCUUUAUUUCAGCCGAGCAAGCUUGUUUUGAAACCAGGGUCGUGUGACAAGCUCGCAAACAUGCAUCUGAUAGCUCCAUACUUUUUAUAGACGAAAUCCAGUUCUGUGGCAGUCAAUUCAAUGUCGAAUACUGAUCAGAAAAGAAGCCCUAUCCCUGGAAGGGAAGUAGUACGGAGAUCGCGGGCUACGGUAUGCUGAUGACACAGCAGCGCCGUCGGAACCGACUUGGAGGUAUAUGAUCGUCGCCCACUUUAAAUCAUUUCUUUUCUGUACCUCGGUCCCCGUGACAUGAAAGCUAUCGGAACUAGGGAUUAAGGUCCCAGGCCCCUUUUCAAUACAUAUUUGGUGAUUUUGGAAGUCCUGCAGAUUUGAUGUCCUGAGCCAGAAGGAUUUGUUUGUGGUGCAUUCAUCGUAGCAAAUCAUUACCCCGCAUCCAGUCAUCAACCCAACGUUUUCUCAUCAACCGUCAUCACGGUAGCUGUCACGACUCAUCGUCAUGGCCGCUCCCUCGAAUGGCUAUGGUGCUGUGAAUCCGACGGGCAAUGGCAAUAGACAUAGCCAGCGUGGAAGCGAUGAGGAACAACCACUGCUCGGCAAUGGCACAUCCAAAGGCAAUUGGCGGUCGAAAUUGAAUGUGAAUGUCAGUAGAGACUGGGCAGACGUCGUUCUUCUCCUGUGUUACAUCAUCACUGGUCUGCUUGACAGUGCAUCAAUAUCCACAUGGGGUUCUUUUGUUUCCAUGCAAACAGGAAACACUGUCUACAUCGGCAUCGGACUCGCAGCACCCAGAGAAUCUCAACGCUGGAUCAAAUCCGGUAUCUCUCUCAUCUCAUUCUGCAUCGGUUCUUUCUGCUUCAGCCGUUUCCACCGCUUCUUCUCCCCCAGCCGAAGAUGGGUGCUGUGCGCCUCGUUCAUGAUUCAAAUGUCGCUCAUCAUUGGCGCAGCCUCCAUCCUAACAUGGGGUCCCCAGUCUGCAACUGAGAAAGACGACAUUACCUGGAAUGUCUUGGUUCCUAUUGCUCUUGUCGCGUUCCAGAGCUGUGGACAAGCUGUCACGAGUCGAGCUCUGAAGUUCAAUGCGCUGACGAGUGUGGUGUUGACGAGUAUCUAUUGCGACUUGUUCUCUGAUGCUGAGUUGUUCUCUGCGCGUAAUGUGGAGAGAAAUCGCAGGGUUGGUGCACCGGUUUUCUUGCUUUGUGGUGCGGUGAUGGGAGGAUGGUUGGCUCACAGUGCGAUUGGGACCGCGGGUGUUUUGUGGAUUGCUGCGGGGUUGAAGGGUAUUGUCGUUAUUUCGUGGUUUAUGUGGCCUGCUGAGAAAGAAUAGAUCGACUGGGUGAGUCUACUGGUGAGCAUGUACAUACCUGAGUGUAAAAGGCUGAAGGGAGUUAGUGCUAUGGUCCUGGAUCUCAAGUAGGAUAUUGAGUCCUGAUGUCACUGUAAGAACUGAGUGUUGCUGUUUUAAAUGUCAGAUAAACAAAACGCGGAAAUUGAGUCUGAUAAGUGGGAGAUUCAACAGAAGACAUUGAACAGUUGUUGUUCACUAGGGAAAAGACUGCAGGCAUAUAACAUCCUUCCAUUGCUACAGACCUUGUGAUGGGUCUGCUGUGUCGUACUAUACAUUGACUAGAAAGGCUUUCACCACACCAAGUAUCCAUCUGCCAAUACUCGCGGAGUCUGUUCAUAGUAACUCAAGUAUACCACAAGCAUAUGCCAAAUGUUCUACA
Messenger RNA from Cadophora gregata, 2022 nucleotides. RefSeq lists its product as uncharacterized. The transcript has 2 exons. The coding region runs from base 795 to 1622 and encodes 275 amino acids. NCBI's taxonomy places the organism in Eukaryota, Fungi, Ascomycota, Leotiomycetes, Helotiales, Ploettnerulaceae. The record is from RefSeq and is a predicted model, not a curated record.